This is a messenger RNA of Chaetura pelagica (chimney swift), 801 nucleotides long. It is a transcript of the gene SNIP1, whose product is annotated as Smad nuclear interacting protein 1. Bases 1 to 801 code for a protein of 266 amino acids. NCBI's taxonomy places the organism in Eukaryota, Metazoa, Chordata, Aves, Apodiformes, Apodidae. The transcript has 5 exons. Gene Ontology annotation, cellular component: nucleus. The record is from RefSeq and is a predicted model, not a curated record. Gene Ontology annotation, biological process: miRNA processing. Gene Ontology annotation, molecular function: protein binding; mRNA binding.
AUGGCUUCUCGAUCCACGCGCGGGUUUUUCGUAGAGGCUGAGGAACGGGAGGAUCAUUGUCGCAGGGGGAACGAGGAGAGAAAGCAGAGACACUCGUCAGAGCAGGAGCACAGGAGGGAGAGAAGUGGUGACAGAGACAGACACAGAGACCACUCGGACAGGAGGAAGAAUCCGAACGAGAGGGCUGGAGCUCGAGGCCAGGAGCGAGACAGGGACGCUCAGAACCUGCGGGAGCAGCAGGCAGAGAGGGAGUUUUACAACGAGAGGAGGCGGGAGCACCGGCAGAGCGCCGAGGGCAGCGGGGCGGAGCAGCACGCGGAGCUCGGGCCCCCUGACAGCAAACCUAGAGACAAAGCUGCCGCCAGCAAGGAGAAGCCGAGCUUUGAGCUGUCGGGGGCGCUGCUGGAGGACACCAACACCUUCCGGGGGGUGGUCAUCAAGUACAGUGAGCCCCCCGAGGCGCGGGUGCCCAAGACGCGCUGGCGCCUCUACCCGUUUAAGAACGACGAGUUCCUGCCCGUCAUGUACAUCCACCGGCAGAGCGCCUACCUGCUGGGCCGGCACCGCCGCAUCGCCGACAUCCCCAUCGACCACCCCUCCUGCUCCAAGCAGCACGCCGUGUUCCAGUACCGGCUGGUGGAGUACACGCGCGCGGACGGCUCGGUGGGGCGGCGGGUGCGGCCCUACAUCAUCGACCUGGGCUCGGGCAACGUCCUGCUCCACGAGUCCUCGGAUAAAUCCGAGGCCAACGCCAAGGACGAUGAUGAGGAGGAUGAGAAGGAGGAAGAGUCUGACAGUUAA